This is a messenger RNA of Cololabis saira (Pacific saury), 3290 nucleotides long. Its product is annotated as tumor necrosis factor receptor superfamily member 1A. Gene Ontology annotation, cellular component: plasma membrane. Gene Ontology annotation, biological process: signal transduction. The transcript has 11 exons. Bases 1 to 1164 code for a protein of 387 amino acids. Gene Ontology annotation, molecular function: protein binding. Lineage: Eukaryota; Metazoa; Chordata; Actinopteri; Beloniformes; Belonidae. The record is from RefSeq and is a predicted model, not a curated record.
AUGGACUUUGUAUGGGUUGUCGUGCUGGUAUUUGCCCCUAUGUCCAGUGGACAGUCAUGUUUCAGUAUUUGUCCAUCUGGGUAUUAUAAAACUGGUGAUUGUGAGGAUCCGUCAAGAAAUCACAGCUGUAAAGAAUGUGCUAAAGGGACUUUCACAGAUAUAGAAAAUAAAUAUCCAAGAUGUAUGAGGUGUAAAGACUGUAGUAUGCAGGAGGAGAAAGUACAAAACUGUUCCACUACUAGAAACACAGUAUGUGACUGUCCAAAGGGAUACUACUAUCUAGAACAUGUGUGCGUCUCAUGUAGCAUUCGGAUCAAAGAUAAACGUCAUGACGAUUACAAGAAGAAGUGUCUUCUUUGUCAACAUGAGUCGUGUAUGAACGAUCCAGAAUGCAAGAGGAAAUGCACUAGUACCACACCCUCACCCUCGACAAAACCAUCUACAGUUACAGCUAAAACUACAGCAACUACAGAAACUUCAGCUUCAGCUUCAAAGUCAACACCCGAGGCUUCAAACAAAACACAAAAUCCUGUUGCAAUUCUGCUGCAAUCCAACAAAAAUAACCCAAUGGUUUGGAUUUAUGUUGUGUUUGUUGUGCUUUCUCUGGUGGUCCUUUUGCUCCUGCUGCACUUCAGCAAGAACCUGCUCAGACAAAUCUUUGCCUGCUGGAGCUCAGACGAAGACGUGGAAAUGCUUGCGGAGAACAAAAACUUCAACGAAAAGAACCUGUACAUGAAUACAUUAACCAUUUCUGAGGAAAGUCCCAUGAUGUCUCUCUGUCAGGAACCACCAACUCACAUCAGUCCCUGCCUGCCAGACAGUGAACAUAUAGCCUCUCAACAAGAUAAAGAAUCAGAUCGCUGGCCAGCAAUUGUGCUCUAUGCCAUUAUCAAGGAGGUGCCCCUGCGUAGGUGGAAGGAGUUCUUGCGUCUUCUCUCUGUGUCUGACCAGGAGAUGGAGCGAGUAGAGCUGGAGGCCUGUUUGGGUUCCAAAGAGAAACAGUACCAGAUGCUGAGAUUGUGGAGCCAGCACUCCUCUGCAAGUUUGAACGAUGUUUACUCGUCCUUGCACUACAUGGAUUUGUCGGGCUGUGCCCAGCAGCUGCAGGAAAGUCUUGAGAAUCUGGAGUGGAGGCCUGGGGGAAACCAAGUAGUCGGACCCUGAGGAGUACACUCUAAAUGAGCCUGGGCAGGAUUUUGAGGCUGCAAGUGGAGAUGUAAAUAAAGUUGCAUCCAUGUAAAGCCGGGCAUACACUGUGCGAUUGUCGGCUAUUUUUGAACCGAUUUUCCACUCGUGCGACUAUUUUUUGCAUCGGGCCAGAUUUCGACCCAAUCGUUGCUCGUGCCUCGUGCAGUAUACGUGGGGUAACGACGAGAGAGUAACACCUCACAACGAGCUCCCCAUCACAAAUCGUGUGCUUGCAAGAAAAUCAAACGUGUUUGAAAUCCUGGUCGCUCCUCCUGAAGGAAUCACACAGUUGAAGCAGCUACGACCCAAUUUGCCUCAUCCUUUCGCAGAGAGCAUGCGCAAUCUCUGAUGUCACGUCAAAAACUAUUAUUUGUAGUAUAAGUGUUGCAAAUUCACAUUACAAAUCAUGUUUUAAUAGCAGAAAAAAAAGACCCAUUUCCCACAUCUGCCCAGCCAAUUCCUUGUCCAAUCACGACAUUGUUUAAUCUUUUUUCAUUUAUCGCCACACAGAAUGGCACAAAUUGAAGGCAGCGCGUUUGUUUUUGCUGAGCAUCUUCGGUGUCUCUCACUUCGGGGUUCCUCCUCUUCCACUUCUUUUUGACGUUGCAGUUCCAGUACACAGAAGUCCGACGUGAGUAUAAUGAACGUAUAGUGUGAGCAGACGGGUCGCAUCAGAGCAUCAGGACGUACAGUGUGAGUCCAUUACUCGUGGGCUGUGAACUUUUGAACUCAGCAAUCUAGUCGUGCAGUUUGAGAUGGGGCUGAAUCAAACGAUUAAAAAUAUCGCACAGUGUAUGCCCAGCUUAAGGCAGUUGGGAACAUCAAUUCUUCAAGUUUGUAUGCCAGUGCACAAGAAAGUUGGCAUUACUUAGCAUAUUUUCUACAUGACUUACCCACAUAAAAAGGCAUUUAUGUCAUAAAUUACCCUUAUCUAACUUGGCCAGUUAUUUGGUAUAGCAGAGUGCAGCAGAGGUUAUAUGAAGUUCUUCUGCAAUUGUACCAUUUGUUUAACAUUUUCAACAUAAUCCAUUUUAUUACAGAAAAAAAAUCAUAAACAGUUUUAGAUAUAUAUUAAAUAAUUAAAUAAAUUAAAUUUAAACUCAUAAAGGAGUUAAGCCAGGUUGAUACUUAGAAUGCUUUCUGUACAUAUGGAAAAUAAGUUUGGUGCAGUCUAGAGGCAGAUGCACAGCCAGGGCCUGGAUCACAGUGUUCUUCAGAGGCCGUUUAAUGUAAAUGUUAUUCUCUAAUAAAUACAUUCACUGGCCACUAUAGGCACACCUGGUAUACCUAGUAAAAUAACCAGUGGGUGUAGUUAAUACAUGAUAAUAAAUAAUUGUUAAUAGUUAAUAGACUCUUUACUUUUGACUGUGACCUUCUGUCAAGAAAUCCUCCAGCUUCUUGUGUUGCACCUCUGAAGUUCCUGAGUCAAAGAGGUGUUCUAUUUACAGCAGAAUGGUGACAAUAUGAAAGAGCUGUGGGAGUUUGAAGUCUAAGCAAGGAAGUCACACUUCCUUUAUUAUUUUACCUAUAGCCAUUUGUGCUUAGCUUAUACAGUAUAUUUAAAAUAUAUUUAUAUUUAAAAUAUAUUUUCAAGUAAAAGCAAAGACGUCUUCAGUUUAAAAAUUUGAACUGUGAGAGCAUUUUGAGUACAUCUGUGAUGUCUGAUCUUUCUAUCACGUUUAACAUUUCUCACAUCUCAUUUGCCACGAUGGUCUGGUAGCACACUUUCACAAAAGGAGAAAAUUGAAAUCCCCAAAGGACGUCAGAUUUUCAGUUUCCUUCAACAUGGUGUCAAAGUGUAUUGGACUGGGUUUUUCCUUUUGUGGUGUUCAGGUAUCUCACUUUGAGAGUUUUUAUGUGUCAUUUCAGUUAACUGACAGGAAAAGACUUGGAGUUUCCAAAUGUAAGAGUUUACUAAUGAAUGUUACGAGACAAGUGUGUAUAUAUUUUUUUCUAUUUAAGAAUGCUUCUGUACUUUGUUAGUGAAAUUGUUAGAUUUAGAACUUAGAUCUUCACUGAUAUGGUUUACUGUAUACAUGUAUGAUGAAGUGUUACUGUUAGAAGUUGUAAUAUUAUGACACAAUUUGUCAUGAAUAAAACUG